Molecule: messenger RNA, 4512 nt
Organism: Xenopus laevis (African clawed frog)
Lineage: Eukaryota; Metazoa; Chordata; Amphibia; Anura; Pipidae
Product: cytospin-A
Exons: 13
Coding region: 1975-3459 (494 amino acids)
Source: RefSeq, a predicted model, not a curated record
UGUAACCUUUUUGGGAUUUACCUACCUAAUUAGUAGGUAGUUGUGAUGAAACAACCCCUAAUUCUCCAUACUUACUGUGUGACCCCAGCAUAGAGCCUGGGGGCAGUAUCCAAUGAGAGAGAGAUGCCAUACAGGAGGCCAGUGAUGCGGGAGAGGGAAGUUCUUAUCUGAAUACACAGAAGACGUCACGCAUUCAGCGUGUGCAUUGCCUGACAAGCCUUUUGUGUGCCGCACAUCCUUGUUUCAACCAACCGUGCUGCAGACUGCGCAGACUUCUGUGAAGCCAUGUAUGAACAAGGGAAAGAGCUGACUGGACAAAGCCGUGAGCAUGAGCAGAUAAGCGGCUACUGUAGCCUUUGUACUACAGGCUGCACACCUACAGCUCAUGCGACACCCCCAUUCCCAUAGAUUUUAUAGAGAACCCACUCUUUCACUUUUGUAGGCGCUCCUAUCCCAAGUCUUGAUUUUGUAUUAAAUAGAAUUCCCUUUUGUGCCUCAGUGUAAACAACACCCUGUCUGUGGCUCCUCUUCCAUACGGCACAGUUCUGCCCCCAUAUACAGAUACAGUUCACCCACCUUAGAGGACGGCUGUUCUAAAGUGUAUAGUGUUGCCCACCAUUGCUGAGGCUUGCUUCAUACAGAACCCUAAUACUCCCACGUGCCUGUAACCCCUCCCAGAUCCCUUGUCUGACAGUAAUAACACACACGGCAGUUGCACAGGCCAGGACAGGCAGCAGGGAGUGGUUAGGAUCAUUGUUGCCUUUUGGAGGGUGUGGGAGAGAUUGUGUCACCGCGUGUGUGUGUGUGUGUGUGUGCCAGGGUCGGGCACAACUGCUGGGUGUGCACUGUAAUGUGGUCACACAGGAUUUUCUGAGGAGGGGACAGCAGAAACCAAAAUAGACAAGUCAGAGAGGAGGAGGGGGCAACAAUGAUGGAUAAUGAGUGAAAAAAGAAGAGCUACAGAUAACGAGACUUUAUCCAUGAAGCUGACGUCUCUUUCCCUUUGGAUCUGUGUCUAUCUUCAAAAACUCUCAGAAAUUUAUCAUUGUCUUGUAGGAGUUGAACUGACUUCUAUGCACCUGUGUAGUACGUGCUGCCUCUGUAUCUGAAACACCUGAAGGUGCAGCUGAGUCUUGGAGCCUUCCUUAUAAUUUCUCUAUCUUUCAGUCUGGACCUGUCCAUCAGAAGCUUCAUCUGAGCCUCGUUGCCUGAUCCUACCUUCCAGGUCCCGGAUCCUGGACUUCUACACCCUUAACCUUCCUUUCACAGCCUGGAUCUGUCUGUCGGAAUCUACAGCUGUGUGUCCGGGUUAGCCCUCAUAUUGCAGAACCCGCUUGUGUCUCGGAGCUUGCACCUGCUUUUAGUACAUGUCCCUAAAGUUCAGCUUUUGCAGGACUUGCCCCAGUGUCUCUGGAGAUGACUUCAUCGAUCGUGAUUAUUCAUCUGCCUACGGACCAGUAAAAACGUUAUCUCAUUUUUAGCACUCACCAUGUGCUUUUGAGGAGUUGGGGGCCCUGGGACUAAUAGCUCAGGCUUAGUACUCAGUUUCCAUUUCUCGGGACAGUGUGUCAUUUUAGUCAGAGCUCAAGGCCACUGUCCUUGCCAUUUUUGACAACACGCCCGUUCAUAGGAACUUGCUGUUUUUGCCUCGGGCUUUACAUCUGACUCUCAGGAUCAGACUCUGCCUUUGUAAUUUAUAUCUGUCAUGGAGAAACUGAAUCUGUGCCCCGAGGCCUAGAUCUGGCUGUUUGGACCAAGUGUUCAAUUACAUCAACAACUACAACUUAUCUACAGUGUCUCCAAUCAUUUUUCCAACUCUCUUCUCCCGUCACCUUCCAUUUUGUCUUGAUGUAAAGACUUGGUGUCUCUGCUCCUCCUGCGUAAAACACUGUCUCUCCUUGGAGACAGAAAGUCUGUCCGUGACAGUUGUCUUUGGGAACCUGUUUUACCUCUAGGGAUCUGCAACCGUCAGUUAUGGGAAACAGCAGUGCAAAGAAUGCUUCGGAUAGCGAAACAGACCCACCCACGGAUCCGAUAUCUACAGCCCUUUACAAGCCCCAUCUCUCACCAGUAACCUCUCCACAAUCACGUGACUCUUUCUAUACACCGCCAGUAAGCCCUGAAUAUAGACCCAGCCCAGUUGAGACUGGGGCCUAUGGUCUCAGGUUUGAUUAUUUCCACAAGGGCCUGAACUCCAUUCUAAAGCCACACAGUAACGAAAAGGGGUUGGACGUACCUUUCGAUCGAGCCAUAAAAAGGAUCCAACAGGCAUUGGAAACCCUGGGGCAAAUGCAAAGACAGUUAGGAGAACUUCUGAACCGCAAAACCAAUUCCGAGGUGCCCCGCAUACUGGAUUCUGCCCAUGGAUGGGAAGCUAGGAUAGGAGAUGUUCGAAGAGACUUGAGAUCAGGACUUAGAGAUCUUGCCAUUCUUAAGGAGCAGUAUAUGACAAUCAGUAAAGGUGAAGCUUCCCGAACGGAUAUUGGGAUGGGAAAUGUAACAGACAACCACAGAGACAAUCAGAUAGAAAGUGAGCGUCUGGAAUGGAAACGUGAAGAAGAGAGGCUGAAGGCUGAGCUGCAUGAGCGCAGUAAACUGCUGCAAGAAUUCUCCAACAAGCUGAGGGUUCUGGAAUCCAAGAAAGAAGAUGACAAUGGGGACAAAAAGAGGUUGCAAGAUCAACUUUCUCUGCUGGAGGAAGAAAAAGAAAAGAUGGGAAGAAAAAUCACAGAACUGCAGGGAACAGUAGAGGAACUGACGUUACUCCAAUCAGAUCUGAGGACAGCUGUAUCUGUAGCAGAACGAUUUCGAGAGGAAGCACAGCAGAAACUUGACAAAGCCGAGAAGGAGAACCAGAGACUGUGUAGUAAAGAAGCUGAUGAAGAGGAUUUUAAGGCACCCACUACUGUGAAUGGCUCUUCCCUUGGGUACAGGAGUCUUCCACGUGGCGUCACCUUGAAUUCCACAGGGGAGUCAGCUUUAAAGACAAGAAGUCAACCAUCCAAUGAGCAGGAAACAGACUCUGAUAUGUGGCACAAAGAGAAAAGAAGAGGCAGCAUGGAAACCCUACAGUACCAGCCCAAACCUAUUGAAAACCUGGCCAGUGAUUCUGUCUCUUUUUUACGCCGGUAUGGAGGAUCCAAGAGGGGAGUGUUUCUGCGUUGGGCUCAGGAGAGGACUUGCGGUUACAAGUACGUGGUGAUUACAAAUUUCAGCAGCUCCUGGGUGGAUGGGAUGGCCUUCUGCGCUCUGCUACAUUCCUACCUCCCCGACAGCAUUCCAUACUCAGAGCUCCGACCCUUGGAGAAGAGAAAGAACUUAGAGUUGGCCUUUGAGGUGGCAGAGGAUCAAGACAUCCCACCCCUCCUGACCCCUGAUCAAAUGCUCCAGCGCCAGGGUCCUGAUUGGCAGAAAGUACUUCUCUAUGUUGAAUUCAUUUACCAGAAAUUUGAAGCUUGAAUGGAUACAUCCAUGGAAUUGUGUGCUGUGAUUUGCUGAGCUCACCAGCAGAAGUGGCUGAGAUUGUACAACACCUACUGUAGGUUGGGAUUGAGUCCUAUAUCUACUGCGUUCUGAUAUCCUUGCCGUCUCUGAAGAAUACUUUAAUGCCAAUGACAGAGGUCCUCAUGAGCUCCCCUCUCUUGCGCUCCUCGUCUCUUGUACAGCCAUGUCUGGGAUUUAAAGUAAUGAAACUGUGAUUCUGCCAAUGUAUCUUGAAUAAAUUGAUGUCUCACCUUGAAGUUCAGCUCUGUUACUAUUUGUGAUACUGCCAUGGGAUUGGCUGGCCUCCUGAUCCUUCUAGUGAUCCUAACCAAUAAAGCUAAAGGCACCAAGUUUAGCCCUGCCCUUGACUUUUUGCUUGCCUUGGGGAGCUAUCAUGCCUUGCUGAUCAUAUAACCCUGCCUGUGAUACUACCAUGGGGCGUGCUGUGAUGCUAAUACUUCUUCUGGACCUUCACCUGUGAUGUUCUAAAGUCAGGGCUCAGCUUGGUAUCUGGUGGAUUUGCUGAGCUCUUGAGACCUUGUUUCUUUCUGUUGACUGCAGAAUUUGACUUGAAAGGUGUAGAAGGCCCUUUCCCUUCUUGAUUCUGAAACCAUGGGAUGUUCCCCAUUGGCUUGUUAGAUAUACACUGCUCAUCUGAACAUACAUCUCUGGAAUCAUGCCAUUAAUCCUUAUGGGCCCUUCUUUAUAUUCCAUCCUGAGGUCUACCAUUGGGAUUAAAUCAAGUCUAUUGGUCCUUCUACAUCCCACUUUUUUCCUGUUUUGUAACCUCAGACCCAAUCAUUAACUUUCUUAUUUUGGAUCCCAAUACUGCUAGUCAGUAAUUAACCUAGUCCCUGGGCCUCCCCUACAUAUCUUUUUAUUUGUGUCCACUGCGGAGGACAAUGUGAGCUGCGUAUGCGAUUACCCAACUGUAAUAAGAUUGUGAUUGGCUGAAACUCUGAAGUCUUCACACUGUCAGUUACAAGAUGUUACCCUCAGACAUGAUGACCAUGAACAUAACUUUUAUGC